Molecule: messenger RNA, 1556 nt
Organism: Camelus dromedarius (Arabian camel)
Lineage: Eukaryota; Metazoa; Chordata; Mammalia; Artiodactyla; Camelidae
Product: putative olfactory receptor 2B8
Exons: 1
Coding region: 442-1380 (312 amino acids)
Biological process (GO): G protein-coupled receptor signaling pathway; detection of chemical stimulus involved in sensory perception of smell
Cellular component (GO): plasma membrane
Molecular function (GO): olfactory receptor activity; G protein-coupled receptor activity
Source: RefSeq, a predicted model, not a curated record
AGAUUCAUGUUUAAAAUAACCUUUCCUCCUAUCUGUGUCUCUUUCAUAUUUCGUUGUUUCUGAUUGCCGUUCCCUUUUUCUUCUAUCCCCAUUUUCUCUAAAAUGUACUUAUAUUCACAUAGCACCUUAAAUCCUAUUACACCCUAUCUGAGAGAGACCUUUUUAUAUGUAUGAUUGAUGCAGACACAAGGUCCAUUAUCUGAUUUUCUUAUUUUUAAUGUCAAUAUUACUAUUUUUGAUAAUGUGGCCUAAAUUGUUAUGACACAUGUCAAUUUCAAUAAGUACAUUAUUUACUCAAAUAGUUACACAUAAAUUCCAUGGCCCUGCCUUUUAACAUGGUAAAUUCAUGUCCCUUCCCACUGUCCCCCCAUUUCUUUUUUAAGAUACCUUUUAAAACUUGUUCAGUUCUUUGUCUUGACAGGAGCCGUGUGCUAACAAAGGAUGGAACAGAAAAAUGGAAGUUCUUUCACCGGGUUUAUCCUGCUAGGUUUCUCUGACAGGCCUCAACUGGAGCUAGUCCUCUUUGUGGUUCUUCUGAUUUUCUACACCUUCACUUUGCUGGGAAACUCAACCAUCAUUGCAUUGUCCCAUGUGGACCCACAACUUCACACCCCUAUGUACUUUUUCCUUUCCAACCUAAGCUUCCUGGACCUGUGUUACACUACCAGCAUUGUUCCCCAGUUCCUGGUUAAUCUCAGUGGAGCAGACAAAUCUAUCUCCUUUGGUGGGUGUGUAGUUCAGCUGUUCAUCUCUCUGGGGUUGGGAUCUACAGAAUGCAUUCUGUUAGCAGUAAUGGCAUUUGACCGCUAUGCAGCUGUUUGCAGGCCCCUUCACUACACAGUGAUCAUGUACCCUCGUCUCUGUGCCCUGAUGGCUUCUGCUUCAUGGCUCGUUGGUUUUGCCAACUCCUUAUUGCAGACAGUGCUCAUCUUCCUUUUACCACUUUGUGGCAGAAAUAAAUUAGACCACUUCUUGUGUGAGGUCCCUCCUUUGCUCAAUCUUGCCUGUGUUGACACUACUGUGAAUGAGUCUGAGCUCUUCUUUCUCAGUGUCUUCAUUCUUUUCAUACCUGUGGCAUUAAUCAUAUUCUCCUAUGUUCAGAUUGCCAGGGCAAUCUUAAGAAUAAAGUCUGCUGCAGGGCAGAGAAAAGCAUUUGGGACAUGUGGAUCCCACCUGACCGUGGUCUCCCUGUUCUAUGGCACAGCCAUCUAUGCUUAUGCCCAGCCCAGGAACAACUACUCCCAGGAUCAGGGCAAGGUCACAUCUCUCUUCUACACCAUCGUUUCCCCCAUGAUCAACCCCCUGAUAUACACACUGCGGAACAAGGAUGUGAAGGCAGCAAUGAAGAAGGUGCUUUGGAAGGACUCUGACUCCAGAUGAUGGUGGGUGGAAGACAGUUUAAUGGAAGGAGUUUGAAUGCCUGAGGUCUUAAGAUGUAUGUGUGUGUCCCCCAUGUGUCAUCCAAAACUUUUCCUGAGAGCUAUCAUGGGAAUUUUCUUACUUCAUUCUCUUACAAAAGUGAGUGUUCAAAUCUAAGUUAAUGGAGUCAUUCCAAC